Messenger RNA from Meloidogyne enterolobii, 5127 nucleotides. Lineage: Eukaryota; Metazoa; Nematoda; Chromadorea; Rhabditida; Meloidogynidae. The record is from the annotation of a GenBank genome assembly.
AAAAUGGCAUCAGAUUCAGAAUUAUGGAAAAAAGCAUCAGAGGCCUUUAAAUUUAUUGAUAUUCAAAAAUAUUUAAAUGUGGAAGAACGUCAACUUAAAAUUUAUGAGACGGCUGAAGGGACGCUGUUUAAUCAAGAAGUUAUUGAAAAAAAUGCAGAUAUAAUAGAAAUUCCAAAAAAUAUCAAAAGAGAUUAUUCUUUUGCAUCAUACAAAGACCAACUGGCCGAUUUACAAUUACGAAAAGAAAUUGCUGAUAAAAAUAGAAAAGCUGGAAUAUUAACUGAAAAGCAGAAGAAAGCUGUUGAAUUGGAACUUAAAAAUGAGGAGGAGAUUCGUAAGUCGCUUAAACAAUUGCAUGAUUUAUUCGAAGGAAAAGUCAAAUUACUUUUUAUGGCUUGUAAAAAGGAACCUCAGUUUGCUUUCACCUAUAUAAAUAUAUUUUAUGAUUAUAUUGUUCCUUUAAUCAAGUCUCCUUUGGUUGCUAAAAUUGCUGUUAGAGGCUAUCUUUCUUAUAGAGAUGCUAUUUUUGAAGUGACUUCUGAUGAUCUUUACAAAUUAAUUUCCCAUGCAACAUUACGAGUUUUGGAUUCAAAAUUUUUAAUGGAUCAUUGGUGUGAAAUUUCAAUGGAAGAACAAAUACGUCAAUCAUUUCAUUUACUUUCGUCCUCAUGUUUUUUAUAUUUAAAUUUAUUGGAAGAAGAGGAGGAGGGGGAGGGAAAUGAAAAUUUGGAGGAGGAAGAUGAAAUUGAAAUUAAAAUAACUUCAGCAAAAUUAGCCUUCUUAUUACCCUUCUUUGAACAAUUUUUAAAGAAAACACCAGAAAAGUUUGAUGUUGAUUUGAGAAUUAAAGUUGCAAAGUUUUUACAAAAUGCGGUCAAUAAUAAAUUUAUUAAGCCAGAAGAAUUAACUUCACCUCCACUAUUAAAAUUAGCUUCGCUUCUAGUUGACUGUAUUUGUUUGGAUUCAUCAAUUGAGUAUAUUAAUGAUUUAAAAACAACUUUAAAUCAAUUUUUGGACAUGUUUAAUUCAAAUAAAGAGUUGACAAAUACAAAAGAUGUUGAAUUGAUUAAUUUUUUUAAAAAUAUUAAUUCACAUAUUUUUGAUGAUAAUGUGUUGAAAAGAAUUGCGAUUUUAAAGGCAAUAAAUUCAAUAUCACCAUUAUUAAAGCUAACAUUUGAAAACAACAAAGAAUUAUUUCAAUCAUUUAUUCGUGAUAUUUAUUUAUCUAAACAUGAUUCAAAUUUGGAAUGUUCACAAAAUGCUUGUAAUUGUUGGGAAAAUUUGGAAUUUAAUUUGUCUCCAACAUUUUACAAGACAUUACUUUUAUAUUUACAUGAUGAUAAAAAAUUGAAAACGGAAGAUGCUGGAAAAUCAAUGCAAAGUUUGGCUAAUUUAUUCCCUUUAGAAGUUGAUGGAAUGCUUAAACAAAUGGGAAUACUUUAUAAACAAUUUGAGAAGUUUCAACCAGCUCAAUUUGACUCUGUAGGACGCAAAAUAAAAGAAGAGUCUGAUCCUUAUGAAAAAAGAGAAGGAAUUGCAACUGGUAUUUUUUUAAUAACCGAUUCACUUGUCUCUCCUCAACAAAUUAUGUCUCUUUUACACUUGGUAGUCCCAGAUGGUUUAAAUGAUAGAGCUGAAACUUGUAGAAAUUUAAUGAGAAAUGCUGCAGCAAAAGCUAUUCAAAAUCAUGGCUCUGAAAUGGUCGAUACACUCUUUCCAUUUAUUGAAGAACAACUCAAUAAAUUAACAAAGGAGGCAAAAAAUGAUAAUUUAAGACAAGGACUGGUUGUACUAAUAGGAACGUUAGCUCAAUAUUUAAAAGAAGACAAUGCAAAAGUACGAAAAAUUGUUGCGAGAUUAAUUGAAGCGCUUUCUACUCCGUCUCAACAGGUCCAAGAAUCAGUUGCUGGUUGUCUCCCAGCACUUAUUCCAUCCCUAAAAAAUGAUGCAAGUUCACUCAUUGAGAAUAUGUUUAUGUUACUUACAAGUGCUGAAAGUUAUGGAGAACGAAGAGGUGCUGCUUAUGGAAUUGGAAGUAUAAUAAAAGGACUUGGAGUUGCUUCAAUUAAACAAAUGAAUAUAAAUUCGAGAUUAAAAGAUAUGCUGGCACAGAAACAAAAACCUUUGUUUAGGGAAGGUGCUCUUCUUUGUAUUGAAAUUCUCUGCAGCACAGUUGGAAAAUUAUUCGAGCCUUAUCUAGUUCAUUUACUUCCUGAUCUUCUCACGGCGUUUGGAGACACUUCUGAAGCCGUUAGAAGAACUGCUGAUGACACUGCUAAAGCUAUGAUGCGUUCACUUUCUGCUCACGGAGUUAAAUUAUUAUUACCUUCGUUAUUAAAAGGCCUUGAUGAUGAUUCUUGGAGGACUAAAUGUGCAUCUGCUGAACUCUUAGGAGCAAUGUCAAAUUGUGCUCCUCGUCAACUUUCCACUUCCCUUCCUGCAAUUGUUCCAAAAUUGUGUGAGGCAUUGACGGAUACACAUGGAAAAGUGCAAAAAACAAGUGAAAGGGCACUUAAACAAAUUGCUCAAGUUAUACAGAACCCAGAAUGUUUGGCUAUCAGUCCUCAUUUAAUUCAAGCUUUGGCUGAUCCACCAGGAAAAACUUCUUCAUGUUUACAAACUAUAGUAAAUAAUAAAUUUGUUCAUUAUAUUGACUCGCCUUCUCUUGCAUUAAUGAUGCCAAUAAUUUAUAGGGCGUUAGCCGACAGAAAUACGGAAGCUAAAAGAAUGGCAGCUCAAGUCCUUUCAAAUAUAUAUUCAUUAGUUGAUAAUAAAGAUAUGGAACCUUAUCUUGAUUCUCUUAUUCCUGGUUUGAAAAAGGCUUUGUGUGAUCCUGUUCCUGAAGUUAGAACGGUUGCUUCAAAAGCAAUGGGAGCGAUUGUCCAAUAUUCUGCUCCAGCAACUUCUGAAAAAAUUCAAGCAGAUAUAAUGCCUUGGCUCAAAGAAAACUUAGUUUCUGAAUCCUCUUCAGUUGACAGACAAGGAGCGGCACAAGGCCUUUCAGAAUUAAUUGCAGCAAUUGGAGGAGACUUUUUGGAGCAAAACUUGCCUGGAGUAAUAAAAAUAACAGAAUCUGCAACAACAGAGCCUUAUAUUAGAGAUGGAUAUAUUCUUUUAUAUAUUUAUUUACCUAUUGCUUUGGGGGAGAAAUUUGCUCCUUUUAUUGGAAAAAUUAUUCCUUCGAUUUUACAGGCUCUAGCUGAUGAAACCGAAUAUUUGCGUGAAUCAGCUUUAAGAGCAGGCAAUAGAUUAAUUACUGUUUAUUCCAAUCACGCAAGAAAACUUUUACUUCCACAACUUCAAGCUGCUUUAAUUUACCAAAAUUGGAGAAUAAGACAAGCUUCUGUUAAACUAAUUGGAGAUUUUCUUUUUAAUAUAUCAGGUGUAAGCGGUAAAAUGACUUCUGAAACUGCUGGAGAAGAUGAUACAAUGGGAUCUGAAGCUGUGAAUAAAGCAAUCGUUCGCUGUAUAGGCCAACGGUCUAGAGAUGAACUUUUGGCUGGUAUUUAUCUUGUUAGAUAUGAUGUUUCUUUGGCUGUUAGACAAGUGGCUUCACACGUUUGGAAGGUUAUUGUUUCAAAUACUCCACGAACAUUAAAAGAUAUUAUGCGUCCAUUAUUUGAAUUAUUACUUCAUUGUCUUUCAAGUUCAAUAGAAGAUCAACAACAAAUGUCUGUUCGUUGUUUAUCUGAAAUUGUAAAGAAAAUGGGUGAAAGAGUUUUGGCUGUUAUUUUACCUAUACUUGAAGAUAGAUUAAAAAAUGGUGGAGCAGAUGAUCGUCGUGGUGUAGCUUUGGCUUUGGGUGAAAUAAUUAAUAAUACACAUAGAGAAAUUAUUGAAACAUAUUCUACCAAUUUUAUUACUUCAAUACGUACAUGUUUAUCAGAUACGGAUAAGUCUGUUCGUGAGGCUGCUGCCAAAACUUUUGUUACAUUUUAUGGAAUGCAAACAAGCAAUUAUUGUGUUGAAAAGAUUGUUGGUCCAUUAUUUGAUGAAUUUAAUUUAAAUAAUCAACCACAUAUUUUGGAUGGUUUAUGUUCAAUAAUGGAAGGAGGAGGACAAUGUGGACGUCAAUUAUUCUCUUCAAUAUUACCAAAAUUGUCAAAACCUCCAGUUAAUUCUUUAGCCAUUUGUAGACUUGCAAUUUGUACUGAUGCUUUAAAACGAAAUAUGAGGGAAGUUAUGGCUGCUUUGUUGUGUGAUAAAUUAAAUGUUGAUAUGGAGGAGCAUGUCCAAAAUUGUAUCCCUGUUCUUUUUUCUGUUGCUGCUGAAGAGGAUAUUCGCGCAAUGCUUUCUUGCCUUUUAAAAAGUAUUUCAAAUCAAAAGAAUGCCUUAACUGCUGUUACUUUAUUGAAAGAAUUUAUUGAGAAUAAUGAGGAUGAAUUUUCUCUGGAACAAUUAGAUUUAUUAGUUUCUGGUUUCAUUUCAUUAUAUAACCAACAGGAUUCUGAUGUUAUCUCACUAGUUUUAGAUACAUUCAAUUCCUUAAAUAAACAAUUGGAAACUUCAGAAUUAAUUGAAUUAGUUUUGGUAUUAAAGAGGGCUUUGAAAAGUUUACAUUUGGAUGUUAAAAAUGCCAAAAAUGAAUAUGCUAAUAUUUUGUGUAUUCCAAAAGGUUGGAAACCUUUAAUUGUUAUUUUACGUGAAGGAAUACUUGCUGGAUCUGUGGAAAUUAAAGAAGUAGCUGCCAAUUGUAUAACUCAAGCAAUUCAAUUAAGCGAUGAAAAUGGUCUUAAACCACACGUUGUGAAUGUUGCCGGUCCUUUGAUACGUGUACUUGGUGAGAAACAACCCGUGCCUGUUAAGAUUGCUGCAAUUAAUGGAUUGAAUAAACUUUUGGAGAAGAUGCCCCUUCUUCUAAAAACAUUUCUUCCACAAAUGCAAAGUGUAUUUAUUAAAAUAAUUCAAGACUCAACAUCUCCUAAUCUUCGACAACUUGCUGCUCAAGGAAUUCGACAUCUUUUAACAUUUCAUACAAAACCAGAAAAUUUGUUAAAAGAAUUAAAUAAAUUAAAAGAAUUUGAAAUUAUUGAUAAUAAUGGGGGAGGAGAAAGUGGAGAGAAAAUAGAUUUAAGGACAGAUAAAUUAUUAAAUGAAUUAAUAAAUCAAGUUGAAAAUAUUUUGUGA